Messenger RNA from Paramecium sonneborni, 1460 nucleotides. Lineage: Eukaryota; Ciliophora; Oligohymenophorea; Peniculida; Parameciidae. The record is from the annotation of a GenBank genome assembly.
AUGGUUUUUAUCAAGAAAUUGGUGCCUCUUACAAUUUUUUAUAGUUUUGAAGGAAUUAUGUUAGGACUCAUCUUAUACAGUGUUCCAUAAAAUUUGAUAGAUAAAGGUGUUGAAAUUAAUAGAUAUAACUAUAUGAUUGUGCUAUUUCCUUAUUUGUUUAGAUACAUAGUUGCACCUUUCAUAGAUAGUGUUAGUUGGGAUAAAAUGGGUAGAAGAAGAAGCUAGUUAGCAGUCUUAUAUUUUGGAUUGGGGUAUAAUUAUGUUUUUAAUUAUUAGAGUUCUGUUAUAUUUUUCAAAUUUCUAAUCCUUAGAUCCUAGUACUUGGUUUUGGAACAUAUUUUGGAUUAUGUGUUUAUUGGCUUGCAUAGAUCUAAUAAUAGCAGCUUGGUUAGUGGAAAGUCUAGAAAAGCAAGAUAGAGGGUAUGGAGCAUUGGCUCAAUUUCUAGGGAUUUUGAUAGGAGGAUUUAUUGGAGCUUACAUUUUUAAGAUGUUUAAUUCACUUGAAUUUUGUAAUACAUAUAUUUAUGCGAUUCCUCAAGAAAUACCUUAUGCUACUCUAUCAAGUUUUAUUAUCAAUUAAAUUUUUUAGAUGCAUUCAAAGAUUUAUCUUACCUAUCAGUAGGACUUGGAGUUGCAUCUAUCAUUAUAAUACACAAUGAAACAACUAAUAAUUAAGAUGUAUUAAUAUUAUUAUAUUAGAUAAUUGAAGCAUAUAAAUCUGCCUUAGGAGCAUUUUCAAAUAAGCAUUUGAUUGUUCUUUUUUUAUUUUUUUGUUUUUUCAGAAUUGGAUAAAUGCCAAUUGAUUUGGCACAUAUUCAUAUGAAGAGAAGACAAUUUACAGAAGGAUAAAUUUAAUUCCUUGAAAUACUUACAUUUCCAAUUGCAUGCCUUUUACCAUAUUAUAUGUCAAAAAUUAUAAAGACAAGAGUUUUAGAAAUUAGAUUUAUCAUAGUCUUCUCAAUCUAUGAAAUUGGUAUAUCAAAUUUUAUAUAUCCUUAAUAAUUAGUUAUCUCAGGAGUAUUUAUCAUAACCUUGUUUGCUUCAGAGGAGAAUUUUCCAUUUCCUUAUAGAGAUGCCUUAAUGAAAAUAUCGUUAAUUAGUGUUUGGUUAUUAAACUUGAUUAACAUCACUUUAGCUUAGUCUUAUAUUUAUAAAAGUACUCAAAGUUCUGUAGCAGCAACUUUUAUAGCUUUGUUAAGUAAAAAUAUUAUUUGGUAAUAUUUUAAGCAACCGGGAUAAACUUUCAAUUUAUUUUCGAAGGAUUUGUAGAAUAUUUAUUAACCAAUUAUAAUUAUUAUUUAAUUUGGUUAUGUGGAGUAGGAAUAUAUGCAUUAUUUUUUUUUCAUCUAGCUUCCAGAAUGACCUUAAUUGAUUAAUUGAAUUGUUAAGAAUUUAGUUUAGAAAUUGACAUAAAAAAAGAAAAACUACUAAUUACUACUGAAUUGGCAACUUUAUCCUGA